CUCUUCAAAUCUCAACUCGUACUUUAGAGAGGGGAAAAAAAAAGAAAAAUCCGCUUCCGUUUUACCAACAAAUUCCUCCCGUCGCCACCGAUUCUCUCUCUCUCUUUCCCUCGAUCGAUCCCCUCCUCCAGAUCCCUCUCUCUCCUUCCAUGGAUUUCUUCAAAUCAGUCUUCUCCGACGACCCUCCUCCUCCCACCCCGCAAUCUCCCCAAAGCCCUCGCCUUGACCCAGACCCGGAACCGAAAAGCCCCGGAUCAUCCGGCGUGUGGAGCUUCGGGGGGCUGAUCAAAACCCUGGCCACCAGAUCGGAGUCGGUGAUCGAGUCCUACCGCCGCGAUCUCGGGGAGUUCGGGUCCGGGCUCCGGAAGGAGACGGCGGUCAUCCGCGAGGCCGCCUCCCGCGCCGUCAAGGACCUACCCACCUCGCUCGAGGCCGGCGCGUCGGUCGCGCAGGAGUCGCUCGAGUCGGUCGGGCAGGCCAUCGAUGACAUUGGCGCCACCGUGUUGAAGUCCACGGCCGAGAUCCUUUCUCACGGUAAGGAGGUCCUGCUGGAUCUCGAUUCCGAUUCGUCCGAUUAUAGCAGUAGCGGCGCGCGGCUGAACAGCGCCGGUGCUCAGAAUUCGGAUGUGAAGAAGUACAGCAGGUUCGAUGCGCAAGUGCGCGCGAUUCAGAGUGAUGCGAGUGUGUACUGCGAGGAGCCGGAGGGUUUGGAGGAGUAUGGCGAGUGGAAAUUAGGGUUUUCGUUGGAGGAGAAAAGGGAGGAGAUUGGGAGUUUGACUGGGGAGGGUGGAGCGAUGAAGGAAAUUUAUGAGAAGGUUGUGCCCGAGGAAGUUGAUCAUGAGAAUUUCUGGUAUAGAUACUUUUACAGAGUGCAUAAGCUCAAGGCAGCAGAGGAUGCCAGAGCUAGGCUCGUGAAGCGGGCAAUCUCUGGGGAUGAAGAGGAGGAUUUGAGGUGGGAUUUCGAGGAUGAAGAUGAGGAAGGAGAAGCAUUGGAGGCAAAAAGUGAAAAUGCCGGGUUGGCGAAAAAUGUGCCGGACUCUGUGAAAACGGAGGAGGGCGCUGGCGAAACUUCAUCAUCCAGGCUUGUCCAGGUUCAGGAGAAGAGUGUAGCCGUCGAAGAGGAGAAGUCGGAUUCAGAUACGUCCGGUAGUGAUGCAUCGGAAGUUAAAGUUGACGCGAGAUCGAAUAUGGAAGGGAAGAUCGAUAAGGCAGAUACCAGCGGCUCGUGCAAGGAUAGCGAUGUGUCGAUUAUUUCGACGCAGCCGUCGAUGCCCGAGAUGGCAGACCUCGGGUGGGAUGAGAUCGAAGACGUGGUCAGCAAUGAUGAGGGUAAGAUGGACAGUGUUUCCAGUGCAAACAGGGUCGAUUUGCGGAAACGCCUGAGCGCAGCAGAAGAGGAUGAUUUACCUUGGGACAUCGAGGACGGCGACGAGGAGGAGCAUCCCAAAUUGUGAUUGAAGUAAAAUGGUCCUUUCACUAUUCAAAGCCUUUUACAACUGUAAACAUUGAGGGUCAAGUUUUCCCUUGAUAAUCAUGUCAUGGCGCUUGGGUCUAUUUUAGUUGUGCAAAAACCAUUAAUUGGGUUGUUACAGCGUGUCCUGUGGAUAGUUAUCUUCGUUUUAUACUCUUUAGAGUUCAGCUGGAAGCUAUGUAACUAUGCAAUUGUCCAUUCAUGAUUACAAAUAAAAGCUUGGUCCUUUCUUU
This is a messenger RNA of Rhodamnia argentea, 1704 nucleotides long. Its product is annotated as BSD domain-containing protein 1-like. The transcript has a single exon. Bases 150 to 1454 code for a protein of 434 amino acids. Gene Ontology annotation, cellular component: cytoplasm. The record is from RefSeq and is a predicted model, not a curated record. Lineage: Eukaryota; Viridiplantae; Streptophyta; Magnoliopsida; Myrtales; Myrtaceae.